This is a messenger RNA of Rosa rugosa (rugosa rose), 1865 nucleotides long. Its product is annotated as LOB domain-containing protein 20. Gene Ontology annotation, biological process: hormone-mediated signaling pathway; positive regulation of DNA-templated transcription. The record is from RefSeq and is a predicted model, not a curated record. Gene Ontology annotation, cellular component: nucleus. NCBI's taxonomy places the organism in Eukaryota, Viridiplantae, Streptophyta, Magnoliopsida, Rosales, Rosaceae. The transcript is spliced from 2 exons. The coding region runs from base 519 to 1274 and encodes 251 amino acids.
AAUACAAAUCUUGUGCCCUUUCCAUCAACAAUACACAACACAACACAACCAACCUUGUGCAAGUUCCAUCCAUACAUGGCUCAUUAUUAUAUAUACUCUGCUCAAAACUAACACCCAUUAGUACAAUAUUUAAUUAUAAUUAAAAGAAUAAUUAAUACAUUGCUCUCAUGAGUCAUGAGACAUGGCCUUUGCACGUGCAGUUGACACCAUGAAAUUGCAGACUCUUCACAUAUUUCAUCACUCCCCCAACUUCACCAACCUCAUAACGUCUCUCUCUCUCUCUCUCUCUCUGCGUUGCCAACGGUUUCACGAGACUAGUGUGCACUUCUUUCCCUCCAGUAAAAUGCUGCUGCUACAUAUGUAUCUAUAUAUAAAGGGACUAAGCAGCAGGCAGCUAGAAAACCACCACCAGCAUAUAUGCACUCAUCUGUUUUGUUCCCUCUUAAUUAAUUAACAACAAGGCUCCAUCUAUAUAGCUGCUAGACAUUCUUGUUUCUAGCAAGCUAGCUAGGCUUCCAAUGGCUGAUCAGCCACAACCACAAGGGAAUCAUCGUGGCACUUCUGAAAGCUGCCGUCGAAAGGCCACAUCCGCAGCCACUGGAAAGCAGCAGCAGCAGCGAACAGAGGUAGAUCAUCAUCUUCAUCAUCAUCAAUCCAGUAGUACUGCAGCUUCAGCUCCGUGUGGGGCAUGCAAGUUUUUGAGAAGGAAGUGCAUUAGUGGUUGCAUCUUUGCUCCCCAUUUUGGAUCAGACCAGGGAGCCGCGAGGUUUGCUGCGGUGCACAAGGUGUUUGGCGCAAGUAAUGUCUCAAAGCUUUUGCUGCACAUACCUUUGAACCGCAGGAAUGAUACUGUCGUUACAAUAUCCUACGAGGCUCAAGCUCGCCUCUCCGACCCGGUUUAUGGUUGUGUAUCCACCAUUCUUGCUUUACAACAACAGGUUGCAUCUUUACAAACCGAGCUCGCAAUGGUGCAAACUCAGCUGAUAAACAGUAGAUUUGCAUUUGCAAAUGCCAUUCAAAGCUCGCAGCAUCAGGAACAACAGCAAAACAUGGCAUUGCUGCAGCCUGCCUACUCCAACAACUCAUCUGCUUCAACUAACCCGAUCAACAUGAGCAGCUUCACCUCCAAUUUUAAUCAUGACCUCGCAGCUGAGACAGCACCAUGUUCCCACAGCUUGGAGCCUCUUCUGCUCUCAAGGCCUUCUCAAGAUGAAGAAGAAGAUGAGCAACAAAGUCAAGUGCCCCACCAUUUUGCUAGUGAUCGAUAUACUUAAUGUCCACAAAAUAGUAUUUGCUUCCUUCUUUCUUUUUUAUUUUCUUUUAUCUCUUAGCAUACAAAUAUCCUGACAAUAUACAGUUAUACUUUUAAGUCACCCAUUGCUAAGUGAUUUGCACUGGAUGCUCGUAAACACCGGAGCUAAAUAAAAACUGUUACAAGUAUAAAAUAAACUAUGAAAAUAGCAUACAACAAUGCACCUAUAUAUCUAUUUUCCUUAUUCUCUCUUAAAAUUGCAGUUUUUUUUUUUUUUUAUGAAAGGCGUUUGGAACCCAGCCAAAAGAAGAUGAAAUUGCAUGUUAAGAGAGAAUAAGUAAGAUAUUUGAUAUAAUCAAAAGAAAAUAACAAAGCUGACAACAGUCUUUUACUCUAGUAAUUAAGCUACUGAAUGAUAUUUUUUUUUGUUUUUUUUGGCCAGAAUAGUAAGCUACUGAAUGAUAAGUUACCAGACAUCUAAAACUGCAGACUGCUCUCCAGUUAAUUUUAUUUGAACUUUUGAAAGGGCAUCUCGAAUGGAUGCGGGUGAGGGUCGAAAUUUCGAGAAUUAUGAUCAGCGUUGUUGUGCAGUCGGCUUGAUCACCUACGCCGU